Molecule: messenger RNA, 723 nt
Organism: Penicillium olsonii
Lineage: Eukaryota; Fungi; Ascomycota; Eurotiomycetes; Eurotiales; Aspergillaceae
Source: the annotation of a GenBank genome assembly
AUGGCCGAUUCACUAAACCCCCCAUUGUCCUACGAGGCAUCUGCCACUACCACCCACCCUCAUGUGGCCACUUCCCUCCCAUCCGAGGUCAUCCAAUGCCUGAAGAACUCCCGCUUCCUGCAUCUGGCAACAUGCGAUGACAAGACGCCUCACAUCUCUCUGAUGUCGUACACCUAUCUGCCCUCGACCCCGUUCGACCCCAACCCCACCAUCAUCAUGACCACUAACCCCGCAUCGCGGAAAACCAACCACCUCUUGUCCAACCCGCGCGUCUCGCUGCUGGUCCACGACUGGGUCUCACAUCGCCCGCCCACCAGGGCCCCCACACACGGGGAUCGUGAUGGCUCCCCGCCACCCGCGGCUACGCGCUCCUCGCUGGCCAGCCUGCUGCUGAACUUGAAUACCAGUGCACUGUCGAGCAUCUCGACGACCAUCUGUGGAGAAGCGCAGUUUUUGGAGUCUGGCUCGGAAGAGGAGUCGUGGUGCAAAGCUCGCCAUUUGGAAAAUAACACCUUCGAGGAGGAGGAGAUCAACACCUUUGGUCAGCAGCAGGAUCCUAGUCAAAGACGGCCGAGUCUUGGGCUGGAUACGGAUGUGCGGGUCGUUACGGUGAGAGUUACGGAGGGCCGCAUUGCGGAUUGGAAGGGCGGUGUUCGCGAUUGGACUCUGCUCCCGGCUGAAUCGCAGGAUGCUGGGCUGGUCAACGGCGUGCCAUCUUCAUAG